AUGUUCAUCCCUACCUUCCUCCUCGUGGCCUUCCUCAGCCUCUUCGCGCAAGCGACGCCUUUCGGUCAGCUCUCCUCGGCCGGAACCGCUCGCUCACCUCUCCUCAAGCAGGCGACUCGAUCCCAGGUCAUCAAGCGCAUGACCCGUCCUCGUCAGUUGCAGAGACGGGCCAGCCCUGUUCCGUUUCCCCCAUCCACUUGCACCGACUACACAUCGACUGGCACAGUCCCAUACGCCGUCUUUACCGGUCUCGACUACAACUCGGCGUCGGGCUAUACCAAGCUCACCGGCGUCGCCACUCGCGAGGCCUGUAUCAAGAUGUGUGAAUCGGAUAGUGCUUGUAUCGUGACUACCUACACCUCGAACCAAGGUACCUGCUACAUUGUCAGAGUGGCCGGUAGCUACUUUAAGAAUGGCCUCAACGCCGCUACCAGGGGUAAGACGUGUGCGCAGGAAAGCGCGGCCACGUCUGGCUUCUCAGGUGUCACUUGCUGCACCCAAUAUCGUGCGGCUUAG
Molecule: messenger RNA, 516 nt
Organism: Dioszegia hungarica
Lineage: Eukaryota; Fungi; Basidiomycota; Tremellomycetes; Tremellales; Bulleribasidiaceae
Exons: 3
Coding region: 1-516 (171 amino acids)
Source: RefSeq, a predicted model, not a curated record